AUGCAUACUAACGAUUCGGAACUACGCGUAGAACUUGUGCAGAACGCGUCAGUCCCGAAAACUGAAGCAUACGAUGCAACGGAUGUGGAAAAGGAGAGCUCAUCUUCUGGUGCCAGGAAUGCUAUUCUAAUUUCGUGUACGCUUUUGAUUUUGCUAAUCUGUUGUUGUGUGACCUGCAGUCUGAUCGGCUACCAUGUGAUGAAACGAAGGAUACAAAAGCGCAGGAAAGAAGAACGUUUAUUAGAGAAUAAGGUGCUAACCGAGGAUCUAUCAUCUCUAAGUAUCGGUUCAACAAUAGCAGGUGUGACACCUCGUAGACCCCGGGCAAAAUGUACCUUGGGGGUGCAGAGGCCUGGAUCAGUCAUAGAGUCCAACCUACAAGCAAACAACAGACACAGUAUGAUUGUGUCGCCACGUUUCCGGCGCUGUUCAAGCAUCAUUAUUACAGAAAAAGUUUGA
Molecule: messenger RNA, 459 nt
Organism: Sphaeroforma arctica JP610
Lineage: Eukaryota; Ichthyosporea; Ichthyophonida
Exons: 1
Coding region: 1-459 (152 amino acids)
Source: RefSeq, a predicted model, not a curated record